AUGACUGCACCGCCCAGCAAAGCAAUGCAGGCACCCAAGCCCGGUACCGCAACCCCAUCUGGCAACGCGUCGGCGAGGCUGGAAAAGUCUCAUCCCGGGGUUCGUCGCUCAACGCCUGAUUCAGAGGCAUUGGCGUCUUCCGAUGACGACGGGGAGCAUUCGCAACUUAAUGCAGCAAAUCCGGCCGUGCCUGCACCCAAACCUGCUCGCCGUACUUCGUGGCUCAACGAAGUUCCAACUAAUCUUCCCCGCAAGGCGUCUCUCACCACCGCUAACCCACUAUCCUCUGGGGGCUCGAAUCCUACCAGCCCCGCCACUGACCAGUCUGGCUGGCCUUCAAACACCUCUCCUGGAAUGAGUAGCUCGAUUCAUUGGAAUCACGUCGGAAGCAGUUCGUUUCCAUGGGGCACGGGCAUUUGGAACACCGAAUCUAGGAAAGAACCCCCUCCUCGCCUGUCCGAGAUUGUUCCAUCGCCCACGAUGGCCAAUCCAAACGCCUAUUUCACCGAUGAGCUAUUGAGCCCCACGACUCGUACAACUUCGGGAGACUCGUCUAUCCCAUUCUCCAUUCCUCUUCAUCCCACACCCAAGACAUAUCGCUCGCAGUCAUACUCGGUGGGCCAGAUGGAUCCCGAAUACUUGAGUCUGAUGGCCAACAAGGCCGCGUCGCCCUAUUCCGGCACACGUCCUCGGAACGGCGGCCAAUUUUCCGCGCUGCAGCAUCGUUCCUCCCGGCCGAGCCUACUGGGAGAACUGGGCCACGAUCCUGCUACGCUCGGCCGUGUGCGCGAAGACGACGACGACGAUGCCGGAAGCCCCAGUGGCUCCGAUGGCGGUCUAACUAACUAUACCACGAGCCAGGCCCGCGCCAUCGAGCAGCUUGCCAGAGAGAAUGCCUAUCUUCGACAGGCCGCCGGCCAAUUAGACAGCGGUUUCAGGGAUCGUGCCAUGUCUUCGGCCUCGGCAACCAGUGGAUAUGCAGUUGGCGCUGGCAUGCACAAUGUGCAUCGCAUUCAGGGGAGUGUUCCCGAGGAGGGAGAUCUGGCAAUAGAAGACCUGGAUGAGGUGGGCGACAUCCCCGGAUACAGUAACAUCCACAGCAAUACUCGAAGGAGAUAUUCCGAACAUUCAGGCAAUCUCGAAAAGCAGUUCCCGUCGAUGAACUCCCUGGAAAACCGUGCUCUUGAUAAUUUCAGAAAAGCUCAAUGGCAGACGUCUCUCGGAUUCGGGAGCAUGUCGGACAUUCCCCAGAGCCGACGACACUCCUUCGCGGACAUUCCUAUCCGGCAACCCUCAAUUUCCGGGGAAUCUUCUAGGAACCAGCUUGGAGAUCGGGAAGAAAACUAUACGGGUAUUGGCGAAGGCUCCCUGUCAAAUGCCCAAGGCCAGAACCGUGAGUACCAGCGAUUUCAAAUGGCUCCUCGCUCCGAGGAACAUGAAUUGGAAGCCGAAUAUUUACGAGCUCGUCGAUUUGCAGAAUCCUAUUUUGCUCGCGACCAGGCUCUUCGCGCCGCCGAAGGUGUGUCUGCGGUUCCGACGUCCCUUCACCCGGCCUACACGAUGCCGAAUGCCUACGGUCGCCACCAACCUGGCCUCAUGCACCCUCACCAGAACCAGCUCUUGUAUAUCGUAACGUUCAAAUGUCACCGCGCCGAUGUGUUCUACAUCCAAGAAGACACUGGCCUUCAAGUGAAGGUCGGGGACCUGGUCAUCGUCGAAGCUGACCGUGGCACCGAUCUGGGAACCAUUCAGCAUGCCAAUAUUACCAUGCAGAAAGCCCGAGAACUGAAGCAACAGUACGCGGAAGAGCACUACAAGUGGCUCAUGAUGUUCUCUAGGCAGGGCCAGAACGGGGCGGCGAAUGUCGUCAACACGCCCGGCGGCGUCUCCGGCUUGAGCAGUCGAAGCGCAAUUGGUGGCAUGGGUCCUCAUGGACCGCAUGGGGUGCAGGAGUCUACCGCUGAUAUCAAGCCCAAAUUGAUCAAGAGACUUGCGCAAAACCAUGAAAUUAUGACCCUGCGCGACAAAGAGGGCAACGAAGCGAAGGCCAAGCGAGUCUGCAAUCAAAAGGUUGCUGAACAUCGACUCAAUAUGGAAAUCCUUGAUGCCGAAUUUCAAAUGGACUGGAAGAAGCUGACUUUCUAUUACUUUGCGGAUUCGUAUAUCAAUUUCAACACGCUCGUGACCGAUCUUUUCAAAAUCUACAAAACUCGAAUUUGGAUGUCGGCUAUCAACCCGGCAUCAUUUGUCACUCCCCCGUCUGCCGGGCUGCAGUCUCCCAAUCGCCUUGGAUACGGUCAGGACGUCCCGACCGACCGUUCCCAUCAGCAGGAAAGUAGGGCUUUUGGCCCCACUCGGGAUGGUGUGAAUGCCGGCCGAGAUGCCAUUCCUAAUCCGUUGGGAUUGCUGCGCACUGCCUAUCCAGAAUCGUACCAGCCUUUUACCCAGGGCCCGCGACCGCCUGAAGCUGGUCUCGGUGGACUUGGUUCUGUUGACCCAUUCUCGACGUAUGCCCCGAACGCCUACACCGGCGUUGAACCGGGCUAUGCCGACUAUGCUUCCAGCUCUGGCACAAGCAAUGGCCCUGGUCGUGCCCAUGGUGCUCCGGGCGAAUGGAUGGGUCGUUUCCAGGGCCUGUCACUCAGUGGUUCUUAA
Messenger RNA from Aspergillus steynii IBT 23096, 2655 nucleotides. RefSeq lists its product as uncharacterized. NCBI's taxonomy places the organism in Eukaryota, Fungi, Ascomycota, Eurotiomycetes, Eurotiales, Aspergillaceae. The record is from RefSeq and is a predicted model, not a curated record. Gene Ontology annotation, cellular component: cytoplasm. The transcript has 2 exons. Bases 1 to 2655 code for a protein of 884 amino acids.